This is a messenger RNA of Pseudo-nitzschia multistriata, 4016 nucleotides long. Lineage: Eukaryota; Bacillariophyta; Bacillariophyceae; Bacillariales; Bacillariaceae. The record is from the annotation of a GenBank genome assembly.
AGACAAUCGAUGAAGGUGGGAUGAUGGCACGAAGAUCUUUCAAGAAAGACAGGAGCAAACACUAAACUCCUACCAGCCAAUAGAUCUGAAUCCAAACACAUUUCGUUAAUUGUUGUAUAUUCCUUUUUAGGUGYAAGGAGCGAUCGAUCGAUCGAUCGAAACCCAAGAGAGAACGCAGAGGACACAAGCACAUAGACGAAUAGCGUUCCAGGAUGAAUAUUGGGUCGAGGCCUUUACGGCGACUCUUGGCGAGUCAAAUGGAUGGCAUAACGCGUCGAUGUUGCCCCAUGAGUUCAAGAGUUCGUAAUGGGCCGAAGAGAGCGAUGGCCUAUUCCCUGUCGGUCUCGUGUGCCAGUAGCCAGACAAUACGCCGUGGKUUUGCGGUCGAUAGCCAAAGCAAUGAACGACAACCACAAACACGCCACGGGGGUAACGGCGCGAUCGGCUUGUUUUCCAUCCCCGGUCUGAUCCAUCCGUGCGACUUUCAGCGCUUGACGAAGGAGGCAAUCCAAGAAAGCGAUCGGCUCCGCGACAACAUCCCAAACUCCAUAGAGUCCACGAGCCAGGCACGAGCCACGCUCUACGAGCUCGAUCAAAUCAGUCGCACGGUCUGCAACGUCAUCGACGCCGCCGAGCUGUGCCGCUCGGCACACGCCGAUCCGGAGUGGAGGGAUGCGGCCAACCGCUCCUUCCUCGAGCUCCAGAACUACAUWGCCACGCUCAACGCGGACCAGGGAUUGUACCACGCACUGGUCUUGGUGGAGGACGGAUACUUCGACGCCAUGUCGGAAGAGGAACGCAGGUUUUGCUUUUUGCUCAAGCGAGAAUUCGAGCUCAGCGGGAUCCAUUUGCCCGACGACCAACGAGAGCACGUCAAGCAGCUCCACAACACGGUGACCACCCUCGAGACCCUGUUUGCAAACAAUAUCACUAACGCGCACAAAGAAUUCAGCAUAGACGCCGAUCUCGUUGAAGCGGUGAUACCGAGGCACGUCCUGGAAGCCAAUGGGGCUGUAUACGGGGAGGCGAGAGGAGAAAAGCAACAGGUUCGAUUGGCGGCGGUUUCUUCUAUCUCGCAUUCCAUCACGAACUACGCCGCUAGUGGAUCCCUUCGAAAAGAGGUUUACAUGGAAACAAAGACCAGUUGUCCCGAAAACAUCGACGUCCUGGAUGCCAUGAUCGACGCCCGCCACCAGCUAGCGCGCACCCUCGAUUUCGAAUCCUACAGCCACCGAUUCUUGCAAGACAAAAUGGCACAAUCGCCCGAUGCCGUCUCCGGGUUUUUGCAUGACCUGCAGAAGAGGAUCGAACCGGCCUACCAGCAAGAAAUGGAGAUUUUGUCGCGCGCAAAACAGCAAUUCGAGGGCAACCCAGAGAUCGAGCCAUGGGACGUCAACUUUUACACCAAAGCGCUCAAGGCCCARGGGGGAGUGGACCCAGGCGCACUGGCACCGUUUCUGAGUCUCUCGAAUUGUUUGCGGGCAAUGAAACUGCUAACAAAGACACUCUUCGGUAUUCGCAUGGAAGAAAUGGAACUGGAGGACGCGGAGCGGUGGGACGCAAUCACGGACGGGAAUGGGAACACCAGCGCUGCUCCCGCUCACCGCGAAGAAGAAAUCAGGAAAUUCAUUGUUUCGGAGGAAGAMACCGGUCGSGAACUAGGCACGAUGUACCUGGAUUUGCAUCCCCGCCCGGGGAAAUAYACUCACGCCGCGCACUUUACGGUCCGAUGUGGCUGUCUAGAGAACGGCCCUGAUUCCAGCUAUCAAAAGCCUAUCGUUGCGCUGGUCUGCAACAUGAACACGGGGGAGGCCAGCUUCUCGUCCCACCAGGAGGUCGAAACGUUUUUUCACGAAUUCGGGCACGCCAUGCACUCGCUGCUGAGCCGCACGAACUUUCAGCACAUGUCCGGUACGCGUGCCGCCAUGGAUUUUGUCGAAACGCCUUCCCACUGGAUGGAGCACUACGCAUGGUAAAUCUGGUUUUGUGUUUUUCAUUUCCAUGAAAUAAAUCGCAAAACAAAGCUCGCAUGCAUUCUCAAGUUGUUUUUUCGUUGCCUUUUUUUGUUUUGCAUCUCAAAAAGGUGUGAGCAGUUUUUGCCACUCCUAGCAACGAACACAGACGGAGAGCCCCUACCCGAAUCACUCGUGAAGGCAUUGAACCAGAGUCGCAAUCAGUUUCGUUUCAUAGAAAUGCAAAAGCAGAUUGUGUUGUCCAAUUUCGAUCAAACCAUUUUUGGUCCCCAAGAAUCAUCAAGUAACAGCCAGAGAUUGCCCACCAAAGACGUUUGGGCAGCAAUGCAUCGCCAGAGUGGAGUACCGUUUGCGGAAGGCACCCACUGGUACACAAACAUCGGGCAUUUUGUGACGUACGGUGCAGGGUAUUGUAAGUUUGAAGAUUUUGUUGUUGUUUGCUCUUGUUAUAUGAACGAAACGAUCUGUGUUGGUGGUGCAUUUGUCUUGUGUCUUGAUAAAGACAAAAUAACUAACCCCUAAAACUCUUYAAUCGAUCAAUCCUUUUUUCAAAUACUACUGGUACACACCUUCGUUGGGCUUCCAGACGGUAAGUGGUCUUUUUUUGCGUGGUACUGCAACAACCCAUUGAACUUGCUAGUGGCAUGAUUAAUUCGGAGUCGGGUUUCGAUUUUCUGUGUCUUUUGCUACGCUUAUUUUCGCUAACUCCCUUUUCGACUCUUACCUAUCGCACUCAAUCCUCGUUUUCGUGACAGGUUAUCUUUACUCCCAAGUCUUUGCGGAUGCGAUCUGGAACGAACUAUUUCGCAAGCAAAGUUUGAAUCGGAGCUCAGGAGAACGGAUAUGGAAGAAGAUGCUGAUACACGGCGGCGCCCGUGAUGCGAACAUUAUGCUAGAAGACUUGCUUGGGCACAAACCAACUGUGGAUCACUACUGGAAAAGCCUUGUUGAGUCGAUACGAGAGAAGGAAGGAUAGAUAACUUCUCUUGUAUUUUGAUGACUGGCAAUUGAAUCRAUUCAGGCUACUUGUAACUAUCAAACAUAGGUAUACUCUCGAGAUCAAAUCCCCAUAAAAAUGACCCUUAAUAUUCUUAGRAAUUAUACGCAGUUUUAGUUGUUCAAUUUCUGGGCCAUCCACCAUGAUCGUACAUAGGUAGGUUAUCAAAGCGAGAGUCGCUGUCWAAGUUUUCAGUAGCCUUCGCGCAGAGAAACGCAAGACGGCGUUCAAUCACAUUAAGUGACGGGAACUCGUUCGCAUAUCUUUCAAUCCAUGCAGCAAUAUCAUCUCCCGACGAAGCAUUCAAUAUCGAUUGCGGAACCAUCCUUUCACUUUCAAAAAAUGUGGUUCUUAUAUGACGUUUGAUCGCUUCUUKAGAAAAUAUAAUUCCAGCAUCACUGCUAUCUAGCUCCGACGCACGGUCUUUCAGAAUGGAAAACAGCCCAUGUGUGCUCGCGUGUACAAGAAGUGCAGUAUCGUGGAUCCAUGGACACCACCAAACAGGGAGACCGUCCAUUGAUUUUCGCAUUGUCUUGGAAUGCAAAAUUUCCUGUAUGUUUUUAGCUUGAACCUGUCCUUUAGAAAUAUUGAGAAUGCAACGCAUCAAUCGGAAUCUACGAAUUAUAGCACUUGCUAUUCCCACAGCUUCAAUGGAUUGCUCAAAAAGCGGUAAACAUGGAUCCGGCAGUGGGCUCUGCAACUUUUCUGUGGGUUCUGGGUAACAGCAAGUACCAUCGUAUGUUUCGUAUUCCCCUUUGCUUCCACGGGUUAUUUGGGUUGUGGAGUUAUUUCCGUACAAGCAAAGCUUUAAGCAAUGAGGAAGGAAGUGCCCUUCGAUGUAUUCCUUUAUCACAUUCAUCUCGGGUAUUUUAGUGUCACCGCAGAAAUGUUUCAAUAAUAAUUGGAACCGAUUCGUUCCGAACAUUGGAUUCGAAGCUUCAGAGAGUUGUACGGGUGACGUUUCUCGAAGGCAACUCCAGAUAUCAUACGCCAUGUUCAAUUCGCCAUCUUGCUGUGGAAAUCCGAAGUAAAGGAGUACACAUGAC